Messenger RNA from Eriocheir sinensis (Chinese mitten crab), 3049 nucleotides. Its product is annotated as protein zer-1 homolog. Gene Ontology annotation, cellular component: Cul2-RING ubiquitin ligase complex. NCBI's taxonomy places the organism in Eukaryota, Metazoa, Arthropoda, Malacostraca, Decapoda, Varunidae. The record is from RefSeq and is a predicted model, not a curated record. Gene Ontology annotation, molecular function: protein binding. Bases 270 to 2648 code for a protein of 792 amino acids. The transcript has 13 exons.
AGAUGGCUCGGCCCAGAGCCCGUGUAAACAAGCAGGACAGCAGCCGUGUGCUGGGCUGCAUCAGCUGAGGCGGGGCCGGGGUCACGGGCGCCAGAGCAAGGUGGGGUGCUUGGCUGGGAGUAUUGGAGGUGACCUUGACCUUCCCGUGUGCUGCGGUCAGGACUGAAGAGAUGAAAGGCUCGCCCACACAGCAAGUUCCAGUGUUAGGUAGGAAAGGAUGAUGCACUAACAGAAGAUACAAAGGAAGGCAGACAAAGGACAAGAGGAAGAUGAGUGUGGGAAACAUAAACAUUCAUUGUCCAUGGGAGGACAACUCUCCUGAACCUCUCCUGGAUAUCUGUGGAAAAUAUGUCAUUGGUCAUCCUGAGACAUUCUGUGUCAAGCACCAAUAUAGUGGGCUGUGGUUCUUGCGACCAGGCACGGCUCUCCCAACAGAAUUGUGUGAAAAACUAAUAAGUUUGUGGCAAGACAAGGAUCCAGAAGCGCUUGAUGAUAGGUUUAUUAAUAUAUUCAGAGAUUUGACAAAUACAAGGCUAAAGAGAGUAAAUUUGAGAAACUCAUCGGUGUCAGACGAUGGCCUUAGUGUUCUUCUCGCUCAUAAUUUAAUUGAACUUGAUAUUAGUAAUUGUAGUAAACUCUCAGAAAGAACAUUAGACAAUAUAAACAAGUAUUGUGACAGUCUCAUGACACUAGUGAUUGGAAAAACUAAAGACAUAUUGCCAAGUUCUGUGUUAUCCUGGUCCCAUGCUGAGUCCAGUAAUGAUUUUGAAAACAGCCCAAUAAAGGAGGGGAAACAGAGAGACUACAUCCUACGAACCCCUAACCUGCGGAAGCUGGUGGUGCGGGAGCUGAUACAGCCCAAGCACCAUGAGUACUUCGUCAUGCUCCUGCAGCCACUAACCAGGCUCACUCAUCUUGACCUGUCUGGCUGCUUCUUCCUUCAUGACAUCAAGUACAUCCUCCCCAUGAAGAAUCUAGUCUCCAUCAACCUCCACAAUGCACAGAGAAUACAAGAUGCAAUCCCAGUUCUUUCAGAAAUCAAAACAUUAAAAUUUUUAGAUGUGUCACAAGCCAACCAGACGUACGGCAUGUUUGAGUGUCCUAAUACAACACUUGCCAACCUGGUGAUGAGCCUGCCAAACCUUAUAAGUUUGGAUAUUUCCGGCACAAACUUGUCAGGGGACGGCACCUUUGAUGAGUACCGAGAGUCUGACACCAAAGGGAGGAGCAGAGACAGAGAUUCAGAAACAGACUUGUGUGAUAUUCCUGGACUGAGGAGUCGCAUCAACAAUCCCCUGGAGUUUCUAGGUCUUUACAACACUCAUCAUGAUGCUUGCCACAGAAACCACAUCCCUGCUAAGGUGAUCACAGGAGAUGCCAAUGAAGAACAGAUAUUAGCAGCUACAGCAGCUUACCUGGAUCGGCCUGAGGUCCUGGUCAAAGCCCUAAAUGAACUGUUCCACAUUUUCCGGUUUGAGACCUGCCAUUACCAGCAGCGAGCCCUGAACCUCAUCUUACUGGCUAUGCUUAGGCACCGCUGGGAGAAACACAUUCAGAUAUCCGGAAGUGCAUCACUAUUCUACAUAGCCAAGAGUGAAGACAAGAGCAGUCUGAGUGUGAGGGCAAGACAGAAGAUGAUAGUAGUAUUGCUAGACGCCAUGGAGACCCACCUCAAUGACUCCACAAUGAUGCGCAAUGGCUGCCUCACUCUCUGCCAGUUCAGGAUACCUCAAGACGUGCUGUUUGAGUAUCGGCGUCUAGUGCAACUGCUGCUGCGCCUUAUCAAGGGUAGAGGAGACGGAGAUGACUUUGUGCGAAGGAUUGCCAUCUAUCUUCUCAAUUCUCUUGCCUGCCAAGUUGAUGGGGAACAGAAAGAACUUGUUGGAGAUUUAGGAGCUAUAGAAACAAUGCUGAAGCUCAUUAGUGACCGGCUGCAGAGUCACGUGCAUGAUGACAUGCUGGAGAUUGCCUGGUCGGCCAUGUGGAAUGUUACAGAUGAGACUCCUGUCAACUGCCUCCGCUUCCUCAAUGGCGAGGGAAUGACAUACUUUCAAAAGUGUCUUAAGGAAUUUCCUGAUAAACCUGAGUUACUGAGGAAUAUGAUGGGACUGUUGGGCAACGUGGCAGAGGUAAAGGACCUGAGACACCGCCUCAUGACGCCAGAUCUCCUCACCACCUUUGCUGACCUCCUUGAUUCCAACUCCGAUGGCAUUGAGGUGAGCUACAAUGCUGCAGGAGUGCUGUCCCACAUCGCCAGUGGUGGGGCAGAGGCUUGGACCAUUGAUCGCCCCACACGGGCCGAGGUGUUAGAGAGGAUGGUGGCAGCAAUAGAGCGCUGGGACCUGGCCUCAAAACGCAACAUUAAUUACAGGUCAUUUGAACCCAUUCUAAGGCUGCUUGAAGUUUACCACACUCCUCAGUGCCAACACUGGGCUGCCUGGGCACUGGCUAACCUAACUCGAGUUUAUCCUGAAAAGUACUGCACUCUGGUGGAGGAAGAAGGAGGCCUACAGCUUCUACAAGCCCUUCUUGCCUCCCCAACGCCAUACCAUCGCAUUAAGGAUUUAGCAAGGACUGUCAUCAUUCAAUGCCAACACUACAAGGAGGAUGGGUCCCUAGAGCGAAUGGAUUUGGAUUCAAAUUCUUAAGGAAACAUGAUUCAAGUUUGAGUCAUUCAUAAGUGUCUAGAAUGACAUUUUAGUGUGAUAUUUGUUGUUUUCUCAUUUGACAGUGUCUGGUGAUGAUUUUUUUUCUUGGCAGAGUUAAUCAAACAGAAAAGUACUUCUUUGGCAUUCAUGUAAGGAAAGAGUUUUUUGUGCCCACUUAUGAGAUUUUAUGCCGAGUCACACUGUCUUAAAAAAAGUUGAAUAUAUUAAUCAAAGGUAAAUGGUUUGAGCUUCUGAUAGUGAUAUGACUUAUAUUUGUUGUCAAUAUGUUGGUAAUAUAUUAUCAGGCAUUAAUUGAUUUGUCACUACAUAUGUGCUCACGAAACUCCACUUCAUUAUAAAUUGAUUUUUUGAUGCAAAUUUUAAUAAAUACUCUAUGCAUU